Molecule: messenger RNA, 3253 nt
Organism: Galleria mellonella (greater wax moth)
Lineage: Eukaryota; Metazoa; Arthropoda; Insecta; Lepidoptera; Pyralidae
Product: paramyosin-like
Exons: 22
Coding region: 112-2772 (886 amino acids)
Biological process (GO): regulation of cilium assembly
Cellular component (GO): centrosome
Source: RefSeq, a predicted model, not a curated record
UUUAAUGUCUUAUUUGACAUAAUUGUUUUAAAUAUUUUCCCAUAUAAGUAACAUUUUACUCGGACUAUUUAAUUUAAUAAUUAACAAUGUUUAUUUAUUGAGCGUUUCACAAUGAAGUCUACUAAAUCUUUACCUAAAACAAGAGGCUACCGGAUUGAACAGUUUCCGAAGAAGUCACCGAACUUGGACCAGACCAUCAGUUCCCCGGACAUACCGGCGGAGCGAGUAGCCAACUUAAAGAAGGAUAAAGAAAAGGUGGAGCUCGGAAGAUCUCCACAGGACGCGCACUCUGCAUCGGAGUCUCGUUUGUUAAACAAACAACAUGAUAUAAAAGAGGAACUUCGAACAAACCAAUCAAUUAAUAUAAAAAAUCAGACUUCAAUUCCGGACAGCUCCGGGGAUAUGGCUCAGUCGUCAAGUCCAACCAGGGAUGGGGUAAGGAGAUGUGCCAGGUUAUUCAUGCGCAAAGACCAUGGAACAGAUGGAUCAGUCAAGAAAAUGGACAAAGGAAAGUGCAUAUGCCCUAAUUUGUCAAAGAAAUCCAGAUCAUGCUCCCCCAUGGGCUACGACAUUGAGGACCCCCUGUCGCGACAAAUCCGCGAGGUACACAAUGAGACGCGAAAGAGCUCUCGGAUCAUCCGCGACUCGCGAGCUCGGCUUUUGGAAAUACAAAAGAAAGCAACCCUGACCGAAGCCGACGUAAGGGAACUUGGAGAGAGAAAUGAAUUGUUGCUCCGUGAGAUGGAGCGUUUCGAACGCCUCACGAAGAUCGUGCAGCGACUGGUGGGUGCUGAAGUAGCGGAAUUGAAAAAGAAAAAUGAUUGUCCGUGUAAAGAAUAUAUACCUGGCAGUAUUGACGAGCCACCAUUUCAUCAUGGGAUGAAGAUGGAUCAUCCUACAGUGCUCCUGGCUGGUGGACCUUCAAACGACGUUCCGGGGCUAGUUGUAUGCGGCCCUCCAAUACGCAGCAAAUCUGAAAUAGAUCUGACACGGAAGCUGAGUGAGAGCUACGAUAUGCAAGAAAAAUUGGUGGCCGAUAACGCUGAUUUAGAAGUCAAAAGGUACAUACUGUACAAGGAGUUGAUGACGAAAGAUCAAAAUCUUGAGACGUGUCGUGCACAAGUGAAGAGACUGCAAGGGGAACUGAAGUUGAUGAGUAAAGAGAAUUAUUUACUGCACGAGAAAUUAAAUAGAAACAAUCCGGAGGGCGAUGCAACUGCGAUGAAUCAGGAAAUAUUUAAACAAGAAACUGAAGCGUGUGCUUGUAAUCAGAAAGAAAAAGUGGACGCAAGCCAAGCUCAAGCGUUAGUCGAAAAAUUGGAGGGUUACAAGGUGUCCACACGAGAACUAGAGAAACAGCUCGGCGGUUUGGAGUUAGAAGUUCGCCAUAUCCGAGUGGAGAUGGAUGCUGUAAAGGGGGCAGCGAUGAGUUCAUGCCGGGGCGGCGGAGGGCAGAACACUUGCUUUGAGCAACCGGCUGGCGGUCCUCCGGUGCCUCCGAUGAGCAGAGCUUGCGGUGUCUGUCCACCAUGCCCGGCGCCGUGCAAUCCCAAUGCGCCUCCGACACCAGCAGAAAAAGAAGUGCAAAAGUUAACGAUUCAGUUAAAACAGACAGAAGAGAACUUUAAAACCAAAGUUACUGAGUGCGCAAUGCUUCGGACCGAGUUAAUGAAAAAGAAAGAAGAAUUAGAGAAGGAACGCUGCCAACACCGCGAGGUUCAAAACAAGUUGAGGGAACUAGAAAUGAAAUUCGAAGGUUUGACGACACAAACGAAUAUGUUAAUGGGUACUAAAGAACAGGCAUUUGAACAAGAGGUCAAUGUGAGGACAUUAAAGCAGUGCUAUAGGGAGGCGAGAGAGGAAAUCGAAGAGUUGAGGACUUUGAUGAAAGAACAGAACGAUCAGCUGCAGGACUACAGAGUUAAGUAUAUGCAAGCACAACAACUAGUGGAAGAGCAACGUCGUCAAAUGGACAUGAUGGACAUGGACAACACGAGAAUCAGUGAACAAAUAAAUCUGGAAAUACAAAGAAUCAAGUUAAAGUUUCAAGAGAAGCUUCAAGAGUUGGCGCCGAUUCCUGAUCUUCUUAAAGCAACACAAAUGAGGCUAAAAGAUGCCCAGCAGUCUCAGGCUAUUGCUGAACACAAUGCUGAACAGUUAGCUAGAGAAUUGAACUGUGCGAGGGAGAAGGUGCAUGUGCUACUUCAUAAUAGUAUGAAACCUCCAGAGAAGCCUCCAGAGAGAACUGGCGAUGAGAAACAAAUAGCACUCCUACAGCAGAGGGUCUCUCAGUUGACAGAAGCGAACAUGACACUCAAGAAUGAGAUAGAGAGGCUCAAAUCUAACGUGAUCCGUAUGGAGGAAUCGGUGCUGGCAAACGAGAAGCGGCUGCAGGAGAAGAUGCACGAGUGUGCUCAGCUCGGUGGUGAACUGGACCGCGCCCGGGAUGAAGCGGCCAGAGCCUUGCAGCGGGCCAACGAACGCACGGACACUAUACGCAAAUGUAUGCAAACAACUGUAGCAGAACUCGAAAGACAACUCGCAGCUAGUAGAGCUCAAGUUAAAACAGCAGAGAAGGAUCGAGAAGAACUUCAAUGCCGCAUGCAAUGCCAGAUUCAGCGGCUAAACGAGAACUUCGAGCAAGCGCAGUUGCGGGUCCUCGGCCUCCAAACGCAAGUUCAGGCUCUUAGGAGAACAGUAUCUAGCACGGGAGAGGGUGACGGUACUGACCAACAGGAAUGCGCUUGCAAGACUUUCUUUGACGGCGACUGAAUUGACGAUGCCUCAUAUGAAACUGAUCAAAAAACAAAUCAAAUUACAGACGUAUAUUUGGUUCUUGUAACGGUCGGAAAGUUGAUUUUGUAUUUGUAAAACCUCAUUAAUGUUAGUGACAUAUUUAAAUUUAUUUUUUCCUAAAAUCUCUUCAUUGAUUUUUUAGAUGCUCCCUGCAUUGUCCUUAUUCCAAUAUUAGAGAACUUUAUUUUAUCUAGAGAUCCUGUUAAGAUCAUUAGAUUGUUUAUUGUCUAACCUAAUAGAUACCCAAUACUUAAUUACUUACUUACACUACUAAUUUCCCAGUUAAAAGUAAAAGGUUUUUGCAACAAUGGAAUCUUUGUAUCAUUAAUUACAACUUGUUAUUGUGGUUACUAAAAUUAGCAAAUUGAAUGGAAUGCAAGAAUUUGAUACUAUAUUUCUUUUUGUUUCGUAUUUACCUAAAUUACUAUAUACAAUGAAAUAAACACAGUUAGAAAAU